UGCCCUAAAUGGUCGUCUGGUCCUUCUGGUCUCCCUCGCCCUUCAACAGCUUCAAUCCGGUUUUCUUCAAACCUUAGCAGCCGCUCAUAACCAGUCCCCAAGAUCAUGGCAUCUCCAUCUCGUUUUGAGCCUGCACCGAUAAAAUCGCGAAAACAGGACCCAGCAUGGAAACAUUGUCAUGUUUUUAAGGAUGGGGAGAAGGUGCAACUCAAGUGUGUUUAUUGUAGCAAAGUGUUCAGGGGUGGUGGAAUUCAUAGGAUUAAGGAACAUUUAGCUACUAUAAAAUCGAGUAAUGCAUCUCCUUGUACAAGUGUUCCACCUGAUGUUCGUGAUCAAAUGCAAGAAAAUUUGGAUUCGGUUACGCCUAAGAGGAGGAAGACACAAAAGAUUGGGGAAGGGAAAAUGAGGAUUGCUAAUGAGUCUGAUGCCAAUACUGAACUGCAAUUUAUUGGAGCAGCAGAUAACCUUCAAACUAGUUCAGCUUCAGGUUUCUUCGUUAGUCCAGAAGGGACUAGUAGUGCUACAGGGGAUAGGAAGAAGAGGGGCAGGAAAAGUUCUUUUACCAAUGCCAAUGCUGUUGCUGCCAAUCCUACCUUGUUAGUUGCAGAUGCUGCUGCUCCUCUUAACUCUGUUGGGUUUGGUGUAGGUGCUGUUCCUCUUAACAAUACAGGGUUUGGUGCAGAUGUUGUUGCUCCUCUUAACAAUACUGGAUCAGGUGAAAAGGAAGUGAACAAUCAGUUACAUAUGGCAAUAGGGAGGUUUCUGUUUGAUAUUGGGGCACCUUUGGAUGCUGUUAACUCUGUUUAUUUCCAGCCAAUGGUUGAUGCUCUUGUCUCAGGAGCAUCAAAGUCUCCAAUGCCCUCUCAAAAUGAUCUUCGAGGUUGGAUAUUGAAGAAUUCGGUUGAAGAAGUGAAGGCUGAUGUUGGUAAAAUAGCAGCAACAUGGGUGAAGACUGGUUGUUCUGUUUUGGUUGACCAACAAAAGACAGAAACCAAAGUCAUGUUUAACUUUUUGGUUAAUUGUCCUGAAGGAACAGUGUUUUUGAAAUCCACGGAUGCAUCUGGUUUUUUAAGUUCCUCAGAUGCUUUGUAUGAACAGCUUAAGCAAGUGGUGGAAGAAGUUGGGGUUAAUAAUGUUAUGCAAGUAAUAACUAAUAUUGAGGAGCAAUGUGUCAAUGCCACUAGAAGAUUAGCAGAUGCUUUCCCUAGUCUGUAUUGGACUCCUUGUGCAUCUUGUUGUCUGGAUAUGAUACUCAGGGAUUUCACAAAACUUGAUUGGAUAGAUACAGUAAUUGAUCAGGCAAGAUCUAUGACAAGAUUUGUCUACAACCAUAGUGCAGUUCUGAAUAUGGUAAGAAGGUAUACUUUUGGCAUUGAUGUUGUAGAGCCAGCUGUUACUCGCUCAGCUUCAAACUUUACAACACUGAGAAGGUUAGUUCAUCUCAAACACAAUUUGCAGUCAAUGGUUACUUCACAGGAGUGGGUGGACUGCCCAGACUCAAAGAAACCUGGUGGACUGGAAAUGUUGGAUAUUGUGAGUAAUGAGGCAUUUUGGUCCUCCUGUGUUCUCGCUAUCCAGUUAACAAAUCCCCUUCUACGAGUUCUAGGAAUAGUUUGCAGUAAGAAGCAGCCAGCAAUGGGAUAUGUCUAUGCUGCCAUGUAUCGAGCAAAAGAAACAAUUAAGAAAGAAUUAGUUAAGAGGGAUGCUUACAUGAUCUACUGGGAAAUCAUUGACCGCUGGUGGCAACAGCUAUGGAAGCAUCCUCUCCAUGUUUCUGGCUUCUACCUUAAUCCAAAGUUCUUUUACAGCUUUGAAGGAGACAUGCCUAAAGAGAUACACUCGGGGAUGCUUGAUUGCAUAGAGAGACUGGUUCCUGAUAUAAGAGUGCAAGAUAAAAUUGUCAAGGAGCUACACUCAUACAAGAAUGCUGUUGGAGAUUUUGGGAGGAAGAUGGCAAUUAGAGCUAGAGAGGCCCUGCUUCCUGCUGAAUGGUGGUCAACAUAUGGAGCAAGUUGUCCAAAUUUGGCACGUUUGGCUGUCCGUAUUCUUAGUCAGACUUGCAGUUCACAAGGACUUAAUCAGAAUCAGGCUCUUUUUGAACAAAUAAAUGAUGUCAGGAAUUGCCUAGAGCAUCAACGGCUCAGGGACCUCUUCUUUGUUCGGUGCAACAUACGACUCAAGCAAACAGCUUGUGAAGACAAAAAUCAACAUAAUUAUUUGGAUCCCAUAUCAUUUGAUGCCAUGUCUGUUUUGGAAGAAUGGGUAAGGAGUGACGUAUACUUUGAAGAGUUUAGUAAUUCAGAUUGGAUGGUGCUCGAUCAGGUGGCAGUGAACACAAUGCACUUAGGACCUCCAGUUGAUGAUGUUGAUGAGUUGGGUGCAGGAUUUGAUGAUUAUGAAGUUUUUGAUAUAAGGGAUGAUGAGUGAAAUGUUUGCCUUAGACCAUAUUGUUAGCAUAAGAGAAUUGAGGGGAGAACAGUGGAGGGCUCAAGAUGUGGUUGCUGUCUUGCAGAGCAUGUUGUUUCUGGAGUUAUCUUGCAUUGUCAUUGAUGCAUGGUUUUGUAUCGAGUGGUGGCUUGGUGCUGCCUCUCUCUUUUCAGACAUGGGGGAAUAUGAAUGGAUUGUAUGCGGAAAAUGAACGGAAGAAUAAUGAAUGUUAUUCCUAUUGCAAUUUCAUAAUUCCAAGUUCACUUGUAAGUUCAUAACUAAGCUUGGAAUUGAACUGCAGGAAUGUCAAUGUAAUUGUACUGACUGUUGGCUGAUUUUUCAUCUUGAACAAGAAAUGUCCUACCCCUUGCCAUCUUAAAAGAUAGAUUCUAAACAAAUCCGGUUUGUAGUU
Molecule: messenger RNA, 2839 nt
Organism: Rubroshorea leprosula
Lineage: Eukaryota; Viridiplantae; Streptophyta; Magnoliopsida; Malvales; Dipterocarpaceae
Source: the annotation of a GenBank genome assembly